AUGGCCUUCCUCAAGACCCUAAGCCCUCUCAUACGCAGGCGCGCCACCCCGAUCUCGAACCCCAGGCCGCUCCUCUCCCUCCACACCUUCCUCGCCUCAUCCUCCCCCACCACCACUACUGCCACCGCCUCCCCCGCCGCCAGCGCCGUGCACACCCAUGUCCCCAUCCGGUCCGGCGGUCCGCUGUUCCUCUCGUCGGCCCCAUGGAUGCUGUCGCAGUCGGCGACACCGCUCACGGCCGCGGCUGCCGCCCUAGGCGCCAAGCUCCGCAGGGCACAGGCCCUCGCCGGCGGCCGCGCGCUGGCCGUCGCGGACGCCGUGAGAUGGGAGCACAGGCGGAUCUCCGGGGGUGAAGCGGAGGUUGCUGCGUCUUCGGGAACUGUGGGAUGUGGAGGUGAGAGGUUUCUGAAUGCGCCCAAUUUGGUGUCGAUUGGACGGAUGGUGUCAGGGCCGGUCAUUGGAUGGAUGAUCGUGAAUGAAUGGUAUCUUCCUGCCUUUGCCACAUUGGCUGUCUCGGGUGCAAGUGAUUGGUUGGAUGGCUUUUUAGCGAGAAAGAUGGGCAUCAAUUCUGUCUUUGGAUCAUAUUUGGACCCUCUGGCUGACAAGGUUUUGAUUGGCUGUGUUGCUGUUGCCAUGGUUGAAAAAGAUCUUUUACAUCCUGGUCUUGUUGGCCUCGUUGUUGUAAGAGACUUGCUUCUUGUGGGUGGUGCUUUCUACAAGCGGGCUUCUAGUCUGGGAUGGAAGUGGAGCAGUUGGUCAGAAUUUGUUAACUUAGAUGCGAUUCAUCGCGAAAAGGUUGAGCCUCUGUUCAUCAGCAAGGUGAACACAGUAUUCCAAUUGAUGUUGGUUGCCGCUGCACUUCUUCAGCCAGAAUUUGGCACAGAGGAAACUCAGAAUUACAUUACACUCCUGAGAGUGGACUAA
Molecule: messenger RNA, 924 nt
Organism: Miscanthus lutarioriparius
Lineage: Eukaryota; Viridiplantae; Streptophyta; Magnoliopsida; Poales; Poaceae
Source: the annotation of a GenBank genome assembly